AUGUCUGACUCUAGCCAACGGAGAUUGGGAUCAAUCAUUCCCCAUUCUCCAAGAGGUCAAGUCAGAGAUUUCACAUUGGUUAACAGUUCUAAACCAAUGGAAUGGAAAAGAAAUCAGUCUGUUUCCAAGUUACGACUAUGUUCUUACAACCGAUGCCUCGGAAUCAGGUGCAGGUGCCACUCUCAAGAAAGGAAACAAGGUAAUCAAAACUUGGUCAUUCCAGAGGUCAAUAACUCAAUCAAACAUGUCGUCAAAUCGUCGAGAAAUGCUCGCGCUGUUAAUGGCUUAUCAAGCGCUAUGUCGGAAACUGAACAACUGCAAGCUGAAGAUUCAAACCGACAACACUACCACUCUCUCAUACAUCAAUCGCCAGGGUGGUCAAAUACAAGAUCUCUCAGUUCUGUUCGAACAACUUUGGAAACAAUGCCUCAAGAAGAAAGUGAACUUGAUUGGAGAGCAUAUUCCAGGAUUCUUCAAUGUAAAAGCCGACCACCUCAGCCGUCUUUCAGAGAUGAAUCACAAAUCAUCGACCAGAGUAAUCAAGAGUUACAACUGGCAACUGAAGAAGGAAGUGUUCAAUCGCAUACAACUUCAAUUCGGUCAAAUACAGAUGGAUCUGUUCGCAUCUCACCUCAACCAUCAAACGAACAACUAUUCAACAAUCAGAAUGAAUGCACUCCACCUCGAUUGGAGUCAAUGGAAGCAAUGUCUAGCCUUCCCACCACCCAUUCUUUUGCCUUCUAUCCUGGAGAAGAUGAACUCAUACAGUUCGAAGAAGGUUUCUAUAAUACUGAUCUUCCCAAUCUGGAGAUCAGCAACUUGGUAUCCGAUGAUUCAAGCACAAGUUCCUCGUCAUCAUCGUCACAUGUUUCCUCAAGUACUGGGAACAUUUCAAGAAGUAUUGAUCAAACAAUCAGUAGAGUCGAUACCAAUCCAGAUUCAACAACGUUGGAAACUGGGGAUUAUUCAACUUUCCAAUCUCAUGUAAUGUCCUUCGCUCGUACAACAAAUACAAAAACAGCUGAGCUGUUAAUGAAGUCUUGGGAACCUUCCACUCUCAAAGUAUAUAGCUCCAGUUAUACAAGAUUCCUCAAUUUCUGUACUUUGAACUCUUUGAAUCCAGCAAACAUUACCUUAGUUGUUUUCAUGGAUUAUCUUACACAUCUUUUGUUACUCCUUAGGAAUCAAACUGAUAUUGUUAAUGCUCCAUUCAUUACAAGAAUUAUGACUGGUAUUCACAAAUUGCGCCCUUCAUCUGCAAAGUAUAAAGAGAUAUGGGAUGCAAAUCAAGUAUUCAAGCACUUAUCUACUAUCAAAGUUAUCCCUAAGUACACAUACACUGCGCUAUUAAACAAGACACUUGUACUCUGUAAAAUGUUUGGUUUAGCAAGAUCAUCAGACUUGGUGAAGUGGUCGUUCAAAGGUCUCAUUAUUUCUCUUGACUCAAUCAAAGGUCCAGUUAUUAAUGCUAAAGAACAAAGAAUUGGUGUUGUUUCAAUCUUAGAAUUAACUUCGUUAGAUGAUACUAACUCUCAAGUAUGCCCUGUUCGCCACCUUGCAACAUACCUUAGAGCUUCUAAAGGAAGAAGAAAGCCCCAUUCGGGUGACUCUGUCUUUAUUAAGAAUGAGGGUGAACCGCUCCAAGUUAAUGAUAUUAACUCAAUUGUACUAUCAACACUCUCAAAGUCAGGUAUUGAUAUUGCCAAGUUCAAAUCUCACUCUACCCGUUCCGCUAUGGCUUCUCUGCUGUUGUCCAAUAACGUUCCGUUCCACUUUGUCAAGAAGAUGGGUCGUUGGAAAUCAAACGAUACUGUAGAUACCUUCUACGAUAAAAGAAUCAUUGGUGAAAAAUCUGGUCCCAUCCCACCAGCCCUUAGUCGGAAUUCCAUAAAUCAAAUUGUUUUUAGUUUUCAGUGCCACUAUUUAUACGUUUUUAUUUUCUUAAAAAUUUCGCAAAACUCAAAAAAAUAA
Molecule: messenger RNA, 1971 nt
Organism: Dictyostelium discoideum AX4
Lineage: Eukaryota; Evosea; Eumycetozoa; Dictyosteliales; Dictyosteliaceae
Exons: 3
Coding region: 1-1971 (656 amino acids)
Biological process (GO): DNA integration; DNA recombination
Molecular function (GO): DNA binding
Source: RefSeq, a predicted model, not a curated record